Messenger RNA from Zea mays, 1142 nucleotides. Its product is annotated as thylakoid assembly 8. Lineage: Eukaryota; Viridiplantae; Streptophyta; Magnoliopsida; Poales; Poaceae. Gene Ontology annotation, molecular function: RNA binding; protein binding. The transcript has a single exon. Gene Ontology annotation, biological process: Group II intron splicing; chloroplast organization. The record is from RefSeq and is marked validated. Bases 82 to 873 code for a protein of 263 amino acids.
GGAACCCAAAAUCCGCAGCAUCCACUGACUUCCUCUGUUCUCUUUCUCCUACCGCUUCGUGGCUUCCCUGCUUCCGCUCCAAUGGCGUCUCUCCUCUUGGUCCCGCGCCUCACCCGGAGCCCAUGUUCCAACCCAGGACCCAGUGCCGGUCACAAGCCUAGGCCCGUGUCCAUCACCUGCGGGCCGCGCGACAACCGCGGGCCCCUCCAGCGCGGCCGCUCCCUCUCCACGGAGGCCAUCCUGGCGAUCCAAUCCCUGAAGCGCCUCACCUCCGCCGACCGCUCGCCGGCGGCUGCCUCGGCCGCAGCAGCCACCGCCCUGGGCCGCCUCCUCAAGGCCGACCUCGUGGCCGCCAUGGCCGAGCUCCAGCGGCAGGGCCACUGGUCCCUCGCCCUCGCCGCGCUCCACAUCGCCCGCGCCGAGCCCUGGUACCGCCCAGACCCGGCGCUGUACGCCACCUUCGUGUCCUCCGCGCCGCACUCGCCCUCCGGCGGCGAGGGAGACGCCGAGGCCGCCGUUGACGCGCUCGUGGAGGCGUUCCUGGAGGAGAAGGCGAGCGGCGGCGGGUUCGUGGACGGGGAGGAGGACGUGUACAAGCUCACGAGGCUGCUGCGCGCGCUGGUGGCCAAGGGCAGGGGCCGCGCGGCGUGGAGGGUGUACGAGGCGGCCGUCAGGAAGGGAGGCCUCAACGUGGACGCGUACGUGUACAGGGUGAUGGCGCGGGGGAUGAAGCGGCUGGGCUUCCAGGAGGAGGCGGCGGAGGUGGAGGAGGACUUCGCGGAAUGGGAGACCACGGUCUCACCGCCCGCCAGGGACGUGCUCGACGAAAUGCGAGCAAGAGACGAGAUCAAAACCACUGCUGCUGCCUCCUAGUCCUAUAGCCCACCAGGGUUUUUUUAGCUGAUAAAUGGGUUUGGUUGGUGCUAGAAUUUGUCAUGCUACUGCAACAACGGUGAUACUGAUACGUCUUCUUUAGAAAUCAUACGGCCAUUAGGCCACUAACAGAAAGUGUUUUAGCGGUUGACCAUCGCAAUUGCAGGACAUACACCCUUACAACUAGGUGUUGCCGCAAUCUGUUCAAAUUUCAAAUUUGGAUUGUCAAAUGGUUGCUAUAGAAAGAGAACAGCAGGGUUAUUUAUUUC